This is a messenger RNA of Meriones unguiculatus (Mongolian gerbil), 3711 nucleotides long. RefSeq names its product leucine rich repeat containing 18 (gene Lrrc18). Gene Ontology annotation, molecular function: protein binding. Lineage: Eukaryota; Metazoa; Chordata; Mammalia; Rodentia; Muridae. Bases 669 to 1454 code for a protein of 261 amino acids. The record is from RefSeq and is a predicted model, not a curated record. The transcript has 3 exons.
UUUCAGCCUUGUGUCCUUUUCGCUUUGUAGGCUGGUGGCAAGAUUAUGCUAAUUAACUCCAUGUCCCAAGACGCUGGUUGCCUGGUGACAAAGUUUCACAGAGCAGGAGCUUCAGAACCAAGUGCAGGCUCUGACAACAGCAGCCCCUCCCUCCCCAGGAUGGUCUUUUGACAAUGCUAAGGAGACUCUAGAUGUGAGAGUCUGUGAAGUCACACAUAACCAAGUACAUGUACACAUACAUGGGUGUGUGUGCACUCAUGCAGGCACACACAUGUGCACCCACACAUACACACACAACCUGGAGUCGGAAGGCUAAUUCCCAGGACAGUAGCCAGAGAAUGAGCCAGUGAGCGAAGCACUGAGCAUCCAUCAGCCCUGCACCUCUAACAUCUGGGAAAUGACUUUCUGAAGAGAUGAGAACUGUUGAAGACCUCAGGUGUGGCUGAUAGUCCAGCUGCCCUGACUCCCCUCUGCCACCCUGUUUUGUCUUGUUUCCCUCUAGACUAUCAGGGAUCACAGUGUAGUGUGCCGCCCUCUGCGAACUAGAGUUGUCUCUUCUGUUCAUAUCAGAACCUCCCUUCUAGCAGUUUCUUGUGACUUCUUCCUCAAGUUCAUCAACAUCGACUCUGAAAAACAUUCUUCAAAUACAUUCCCACACUUAAGAGACCAUGGCCAAGGGCGGGAAAGGCCCCAAGGGCAAAAAGAUCACCCUCAGUGUGGCCAAGAAUUGCAUCAAAAUGACAUUUGAUGGGAGAAAACGCCUCGAUCUGAGCAAGAUGGGAAUCACCACCUUCCCCAAGUGUAUCUUACGCCUCACUGAGAUAGACGAGCUAGACCUUAGCCGGAAUAUGAUUAGGAAAAUCCCUGACUCCAUCUCCAAGUUCCAGAACCUACGAUGGCUAGACCUGCACAGCAACUACAUUGACAAGCUCCCAGAAUCCAUUGGCCAGAUGACCACCCUGCUCUACCUCAACGUCAGCAACAACAAGCUGACCACCAAUGGGCUGCCUGUGGAGCUGAACCAGCUCAAGAACAUCCGCACCAUCAACCUGGGUCUCAACCACCUGGACAGCGUGCCCACCACGCUGGGGGCACUGAAGGAUCUCCAUGAGGUAGGGCUACAUGACAACCUGCUUAGUUCCAUCCCUGCCGGAAUCACCAAGCUCCCCAAGCUGAAGAAGCUCAACAUAAAGAGGAACCCUUUCCCAAAGGGAGGUGAAUCAGAAGUAUUCGUAGACUCCAUCAAAAGGCUAGAAAACCUCUAUCUGGUGGAAGAGAAGGACCUGUGUGCAUCUUGCCUGCAUAAAUGCCAAUAUGCCAGGGACAAGUUGAACAAAAUCAGGAGCAUGGCUCCCUCUGCACCAAGAAAGGCCAUCUUUUCCAAUUUGGUUUCACCUAACUCAAUGGCCAAGGAUUCCCAGGAAGAAUGGAGGUUGCGCUCAAGCAUCUCCUAGAGUAGCUUAUGGCAAAACAUAUGAAGACCAAUCAGCUAAGAGAAAUAAGCGAUUCGGAAGAGGAAAAGUCCCAGAUUAGAAGACAGAGUGGCACAGUGAACAUUCUGGAAGACAGGCUUCUCCGGUAGUGUCCUAGUCACUAAAUUACUUUAUAACUUUUACUUUGUUUCUCUUGGUUUUAGGCUAUCUAUUUGUGAAAUGACUUUGAAAGAUAUUUAAUGUGGUUUUCUGCAUGCGUGUAAAGAGAAUACUUAAGAAAAGUAUAGAUAUACAUUAAUAGACAAGACUUAAAAGUCUUUCGGUCCCCACAUGUCACUCAAAAUGGUACAAUCUCAUCUCCAGUAACUUGUGAAAAAUACAUGCAUUAUAGUUAUAUACAUAAAGGAUAUAAAACAAAAAUAUAUACACAUAGAGAAAUAAACUCACACUAUUGACAAAUCAAAGUAGAAUUUAACUAUUCACUUAGUUGUACACAAAAAGGCAGCAAAAACAAAACAAAAAAUCAGAACUAAACAAGGAAAACACAGACAAAAAUUAAAAUGGCCAACUUGUAUUCUUACAUUACACUAAAUGUAAAUGGUCAAUUUUAUUUGUAGUAGUUUCAAACUAGAACAAUCAAAUGGCUGAACAAACUCUGGUAUGACAUCAUACAUGAAGUGUCGGCCAGCACUAAAAAGAAACAUACUAUGUGAACAUGCAACAACUUGGACACAUAUUACUGGCACUAUUUUAGGCUUUAUAGGGCCAGUCUCCAAAUACUGCACACGUCAUGACCUAGAAUCCCUGCACAGAUGUAGCCCAUGGCAGCUCAGUGUCCAAGUGGCUUCCCUAGUAAUGGGAACCGGGACUGUCUCUGACAUGAAUUCAGGGGCUGGCUCUUUGAUCACCUCCCCCUGAGAGAGGAAGACAAUGCAGCCAGUCCUGAUGAGACUAGGGUCAGAUGGAAGGGAGGAGGACCUCCCUUAUCAGUGGACUGGGGAAGGAGCAUAGAAGAAGAGGGAGGGAGGAUGGGAUUGGGAAGGGAUAAGGGAGGGGGCUACAGCUGGGAUACAAAGUGAAUAAAUUGUAAUAAAGAAAUAAAUAAAAACUUAGAACUGUCUUUAAAUGAUAAAAUGAAAUUGGUGAAAUGCAGGUCAGAAGUUGCCAGUAGCCAAUAAAGGCAGACAUUUCAGGAGUGGGUCUGAUAGUGAAGUGGCAGUACAAGAGCUGUCUUUGUAAUGAUCAAGGGAUUGUGUCUGAGGAUUGCAGUGACACUUACAUGAAUCUGAACACAGUGAAAAAAGGUGUAGACAUGCAAUAGUCCUGGCUUUAAUAUUUCAGUGGUUAAACUGCCUGCUUCCAUGGGUGGGGCAUAAAUGAAGCAUGUAACUACUGUUUUGCAUCUUCCUGUGAAUCUAGGACAGAGAACAGGAUGGGAGCCUAUUAUAGAGGGUCCUCUGAAAGGCUACAGACAACAGGGGAUUGAAGCAGAUGUUGAGACUCACAGCCAAACUUUGGGCAGAGUGCAGGGAAUCUUAUGGAAGAAGGGAGGGAUAGAAGGACACAGAGAGGACUGGAGCCCUACAAGGAGACCAAAAAUGCUAAAAAAAUUCUGAGCCUAGGGCGUCCUGCAGACACUGAUGCACCAACCAAAGACCAUGCAUGGAGAGGACCUAGACACCCCUUGCUAGAUGUAGCCGAUUGGCAGCUCAUUCUCCAUGCAAGUUCCCGAGUAAGGGGAGCAGAGGCUGCCUCUGUCAUGAACUCAGUUGCCUGCUCUUUGAUCACUUGUCUCUGGUGAUGCAGCCUUGCCAGGCCAAAGAGGAAGAGGAUCAAGGCAGUCCUGAGGAGACUUGAUAAGCUAUGGGCAGAUGGCAGAGGAGGAGAACUCCACCUUUCAUUGGACUAGGGGAAAGGGAUGGGGGAGGGAGGGAGGAUGGGACUGGGAGUAGUUGAGGGAGGGGGGCUUCAAUCAGGACAUAUAAUAAGUAAAUUGUAAAAAAAUAAAAAUGAACAAGUUAAGGAUAUUCCUUUAAAAAAAAGUGUGCAACUUAGACUCAAUAAUAGGCAGAUCUUUGUACAUCUUCCUAGUACAAACUUACAAGUCCCUGUAGCAUGGUUAAUAUCUGACUCUAGCAUACCCAGUAAGCCCUGAGCUCUAAUUCUUCAGCCACACCACAUUUAAAGCAGGAAAGCACUUUACCUUCAGCCCAGUGAAUUCCAAUACUCAUUGUUUAUUGUAUCCUUGCAGAUCCUAAGACAUUUGAUUAAAAAUAUA